CUACAAUUGUUGGUGACUCCUUACAGGGCAACACACCAACCAUAGUGGACAACCGAUUUGACUUUGAAGUCACCUUUGAGGGAUUAUAUGUGGCUCCUGGAUCCUCUCGGGCAACAAAACGAAAAUUCUUCCCUCGGCCUCCAUUGUCGGGAAUUCCACUCAUUCAUGAUUUUCCUUAAGAAUGAGGAUGCCAACUUUUACGUAGAGGAGGAGGCUACAAAGCUCAAGAACUUAUUUGGUGAUGUUGUCCAAAUAUGUCUUCGACUUGAUGAAGAGAAAAAUGCUGCAGUGCAAAGAUCUGAGCUCCUAUCUGUUGACCUAGAAAAUUUGAAGAAGCUUUUCGCGAACUCACAUGAAAAUUACCUCUCAAUUAAGAAAGAGAAAGACAAAAUUGAGAAAGAAAUGAAAGCUAACCAUUCUGCCCUGGAGGAAGCAAGGAAAACUGUUCAACUUCUUCAAGAUGAGAAAAAGGGUUACCUGCUUAAAUUAGAUGAGCUCAAACAAUCAAUGACAAAGCUUUCAUCUCAAAACGCAAGUCUUCAAACGCAGAUCACCAAUACUUCAACUGAUACUAUCCAUAAAUUUAAGAGAUCAGAAGAAGGUCAAACUUGGGCUUUGAGUGGUUGCAUAGAUCAUUUUCAUCUUGCUGUAUCCAUCAUAAAAACUCUUAUACUUGAACAAGACAUGCUAAAGGGUGAUCAUAUUCCAAGUAUUCAAGAGCUUAACAUUUCUGAGGAAAUCAAGCAAGACCCAGGUUUGAAGAAAAUGUUUGAGGAUGGGGUGAAGAAGAUCUCCAAAGAAUGUUAUUCUGAAAAUGAGGGAGAAGAAUCUGCGGCCCAAGAGUGCGAUUCCAGCAACCCUGAACAUGAAGAUUCUUCUCAAGAUGAAGCUUCUAGCUCUUAGUUUUUAUAUUAUUUCUUAGAAUAAAUUGUUUCCUUGAAA
Molecule: messenger RNA, 942 nt
Organism: Rubroshorea leprosula
Lineage: Eukaryota; Viridiplantae; Streptophyta; Magnoliopsida; Malvales; Dipterocarpaceae
Source: the annotation of a GenBank genome assembly